Pipistrellus kuhlii (Kuhl's pipistrelle) is the source of this 1896-nucleotide messenger RNA. It is a transcript of the gene REXO4, whose product is annotated as REX4 homolog, 3'-5' exonuclease. The coding region runs from base 1 to 1782 and encodes 593 amino acids. Lineage: Eukaryota; Metazoa; Chordata; Mammalia; Chiroptera; Vespertilionidae. Gene Ontology annotation, biological process: DNA catabolic process; rRNA processing. Gene Ontology annotation, molecular function: 3'-5' exonuclease activity; nucleic acid binding. The record is from RefSeq and is a predicted model, not a curated record. Gene Ontology annotation, cellular component: nucleus. The transcript is spliced from 9 exons.
AUGCGCUUUGAUGACCAGCCACGUUCUAUCCGCGGAGUGGAGCCGGUCAGGGCCCUCCGCGCCGCUGGGAGUGACCCGGGCGGCGUGAAGGCUCUGCAGCCCUGGGCUCUGGGACCGGGUCUCCCUUCCCGCGGCGCCCGGCCGCCCAGCGCCCCCUGGCGGCCGCGGCCCCGCUCCGCCGCCCCAACGGGCGCCACCCCGACCGCGGCCCGGUUUCCUUCCGGCGCCGGCGCGUCUCCCCCGAUCCCGGACCUCGUGAGACCGGGCUCGCCCGACCCAACCCCACGUCGCGGCCCCGAACGCCGCUCGCUGGGGGGACCCCGUGCCCGCGGGAAACAGCCCCGCCGGCUCCUUCCGGGCGGAACGCGAGGCGAGGGCGCGGCUUCCCGCCGGCCGGGAGAGGGCGGACUUCCGGGGGCGGGGACGCACGUGUCGCGAGAACGCGGGCCGCUUCCGGGUUCGUCGCCGGUGCCGGAGGCCGGCUUCCCUCCGCUGUCAGCCCUCCGCCGGCUGGGCCUGCGCCGGGGCGCGUGCCGGAGCCGGGGCGGCGCGGGGAUGGCGAGGGCCCCGGGGCUGACCCCCGCGGCCCAGCCCGGGCUGGCCGGGAAGCUCCCGCGGGAGAAGAAGAAGAAAAAGAAAAGAUUCUGGAAAAACAAGGCGCGAGAAGCCAGCAGGAAACCGGGGGGCGAUCCCGCGGCUGCGCUGCGCCCCCCGAGGGCCCCGGAGGCCUUCUCCCAGAACUGGAAGGCGCUGCAGGAGGUGUUGAAACAGAAAUCACAGGCCCCAGGAAAGCCUCUGGUUCUUUCUCCGAGGGAUUCCAAAAAGCAGCCCCAGGUUGCCCAGCAGGACGGAAAAGCGGAGCACCAGGAGGUGGGGAUGGAACAGGCAGGCAGAGAGGCCCCCACGGGCUCUGUUCCUCCAGCAUCGCUGCCCAACGGGAGGGCGCCAGGGCCCCCCAAGAAGGCCCGCGGAGCAGAGCGCACUGAGAAAGCACCCAAGAGGACAAAUGGUGACAUUUCUCCAAAACGAGGGGACCUCAAGCAUAAGAAGCGGAAAGCCAAGGAGGUGACUGCAGCCUUGACCCCAGCCCCGCCCACCGAACCAGACAUCUGGUUCGAUGACGUUGACCCGGUGGACAUCGAGGCGGCCAUGGGCCCGGAGGCAGCCGAGAUAGCGAGGAGGCAGCUGGGCGCCGGGGGCAGCAGCGCGGCGCUGGAGAAGGAGCAGGCCUUCGGCGGGCUGACGAGAGCCUUGGCGCUGGACUGCGAGAUGGUGGGCGUGGGCCCCGCGGGGGAGGAGAGCCUCGCUGCCCGCGUGUCCGUGGUGAACCAGUUUGGCAAGUGUGUCUACGACAAGUACAUCAGGCCGACCCAGCCCGUGACCGACUACCGGACGGCGGUCAGCGGCAUCCGGCCGGAGCACCUCCAGCAGGGGGAAGCGUUUGCAGUCGUUCAGAAGGAAGUGGCUGAGAUGCUGCGGGGCCGGAUCCUCGUGGGACACUCGCUGCACAAUGACUUGAAGGUCCUCUUCCUUGAUCACCCGAGAAAGAAGGUUCGGGACACACAGAAAUACAAGCCUUUCCAGCAGCAGGUGCAGAGCGGAAGGCCGUCCCUGAAGCUGCUGGCCGAGAGGAUCCUGGGUGUGCGGGUGCAGCAGGCGGAGCACUGCUCGAUCCAGGAUGCCCAGGCAGCAAUGAGACUCUACGUCACGGUGAAGAAGGAGUGGGAGCGCGCGGUCCAGGACAGGCGCCCCGCCCCGGCCGCCGCUCCCGACGACGCGUAGCGGAGCCCACCACCCCCGGGGCAGGCAGCGUUUCCGUCCACGGGCACUUGUGACCAAGACACAGGACCGACGGAGUCCCCCAGAGGUGACAGAUCGCAGCAGCGGAGGCGCGUG